AUGUCUCUUGUGUUCGACGAGUUCGGCCGUCCCUUCGUGAUCAUCCGGGACCAGGAGAACAAGCAGCGCCUGACCGGUGUUGAUGCGAUCAAGUCCCACAUUCUGGCCGCCAAGACCGUGGCCAACAUCAUGCGCUCCUCCCUCGGCCCUCGCGGCCUGGACAAGAUCAUGGUUUCCGCCGAUGGUGAUGUCACUGUCACCAACGACGGCGCCACCAUCCUCCAGCGCAUGGAGGUUGAGCACCAGAUCGCCAAGCUCCUUGUCCAGCUGUCCAAGUCUCAGGACGACGAGAUCGGCGAUGGCACCACCGGUGUCCACUUAUGCCUGACCGACUCUCCAUUCCCCCUCCCCCCCCGCCCCCCCCCUCCCUCCACCCCACCCCCCCCCCCCACACCCCUCUCACUGCGACCGCUCAUUCGCACACUCCCCCCCCCCGACCGUGGUCUGCAUCCCAUCCGCAUUGCCGAUGGCUUUGAGCGCGCCUGCCAGAUCGCCAUCAAGCGCCUGGAUGAGAUUGCCGACACCGUGGAGUUCAGCAACGACAACAUCGAGCCCCUGCUGAAGACCGCCUCUACCUCCCUCGGGUCCAAGAUCGUCUCCAAGUUCCUCCCCCUGUAUGCGGACAUCGCCGUGCGCGCGGUUCUCUCGGUGGCCGAUCUCGAGCGCAAGGAUGUCGACUUCGACCUGAUCAAGAUGACCGGCAAGGUCGGCGGGUCCAUGGAGGACACUCGUCUGGUCCAUGGUGUCGUUUUGGACAAGGAGAUCUCCCACCCCCAGAUGGACAAGGAGAUCACCGACGCCAAGAUCAGCAUCCUCACCUGCCCCUUCGAGCCCCCCAAGCCCAAGACCAAGCACAAGCUGGACAUCAGCAGCGUGGCCGAGUACGAGAAGCUCCAGGAGUACGAGCGCAAGGUCUUCGAGGACAUGAUCCUCCGCGUCAAGGAGUCCGGCUCCAACCUGGUUGUCUGCCAGUGGGGCUUCGACGAUGAGGCCAACCACCUGCUCAUGCUGCACGACCUGCCGGCCAUCCGUUGGGUUGGUGGCCCGGAGCUCGAGCUCAUCGCCAUCGCCACCAACGGCCGGAUUGUUCCCCGCUUUGAGGAGCUGUCCGAGGGCAAGCUCGGCCAUGCUGGCCGCGUGCGCGAGGUCACCUUCGGCACUUCCAAGGAUCGCAUGAUCUUCAUUGAGAACUGCGAGAACAGCCGUGCUGUCACUGUCCUCGUGCGUGGUGGCAAUGCCAUGCUCAUCGAGGAGAUCAAGCGCUCUCUGCACGAUGCCAUGUGCGUCACCCGCAACCUCAUCCGCGAUAACCGCAUCGUCUAUGGUGGUGGUUCCGCCGAGAUUGCCUGCUCCAUCGCCAUUUCCGCCGAGGCCGACAGCGUCCCCUCCAUCGAGCAGUACGCCAUGCGCGCCUACGCCGCCGCGCUGGAUGCCGUCCCCAUGGCCCUGGCCGAGAACUCCGGCUUCUCGCCGAUCGACGAGCUCACUUCCGUCAAGGCCGCCCAGAUCGCCGAGGGCAACUCCCGCCUCGGUGUCGACGCCAACGACAAGGGCACCAACGACAUGCGCGAGCAGUAUGUCUUCGACCCGCUCAUUUCCAAGAAGCAGCAGCUUCUCCUGGCUACCCAGCUGGUCAAGAUGAUCCUCAAGAUCGACGAUGUCAUCAUCUCCGGCUCGCAGUAA
Messenger RNA from Fonticula alba, 1683 nucleotides. RefSeq names its product T-complex protein 1 subunit epsilon. Lineage: Eukaryota; Rotosphaerida; Fonticulaceae. Gene Ontology annotation, molecular function: ATP binding; ATP hydrolysis activity; ATP-dependent protein folding chaperone. The coding region runs from base 1 to 1683 and encodes 560 amino acids. The record is from RefSeq and is a predicted model, not a curated record. The transcript is spliced from 5 exons. Gene Ontology annotation, biological process: protein folding. Gene Ontology annotation, cellular component: chaperonin-containing T-complex.